AGUUUAAAUGUACAGUGUGUGACUAUACAGCUGCCCAAAAACCACAGCUCCUACGUCAUAUGGAACAACAUGUCUCUUUUAAGCCUUUCCGUUGUGCACAUUGCCACUACUCCUGCAACAUAUCUGGUUCCUUGAAGAGGCAUUACAAUAGAAAGCAUCCUAAUGAAGAGUAUGUAAAUGUAGGUUCUGGGGAGCCUGCCGCAGAAGCCCUUAUCCAACAAGGUGGCAUUAAGUGUCCUGUUUGCAGCUUUGUGUACGGUACAAAAUGGGAGUUCAACAGACAUCUUAAAAACAAGCAUGGGAUGAAGCUAGUGGAACAUGAUGGGGAGACCAAGUGGGAGUUAACUGCUGAAGUUUCUGAAGAAGCAUCCACUCAGUAUCUCCAUAUCACGGAGGCUGGAGAAGAUGUUCAAGGCACUCAAGCUGCCGUAGCUGCAUUACAGAACCUUAGAUAUACUUCUGAGAACGGUGAAAGACUUGAUCCGACAGCUGUAAACAUCCUGCAGCAAAUCAUUGAGUUGGGUUCGGAAACCCAUGAUGCCACUGCAGUUGCUUCUGUAGUUACCAUGGCCCCUGGCACUGUGACAGUGGUAAAGCAGGUAAAAGAAGAGGAGCAAUCAGCCAAUCACACUUUGAUGAUUCAAGAGACACUGCAGCAGGCUUCAGUGGAGCUGUCUGAACAGCAUCACCUGGUAGUCUCAUCAGAUGAAGUGGAGGGAAUUGAGACAGUGACUGUCUAUACGCAGGGUGGAGAGGCUUCAGAAUUCAUAGUUUAUGUUCAGGAAGCUAUGCAGCCUGUAGAAGAACAAACUGUGGAACAAUCGGUGCAGGAGCUCUAGAGAACAGUGUUCAAAGGAGAUGGCUACUUUAUUUGCCAAAGCCAAAAGUUUGGGGUUUUUUUCCUAGCCAAAAGCAAGUAAGCUGAGAAAUUUUCAGUUAAUUUGUGAAGCGAGACCUUGUUACUAGAUAGUGAUCUGACUGGUUGGAUUGUAUCAGUAACUUAGACAUAUUAUGUACAAAACUUCCUGAGACUUUUUUUUUCUAAAAAAUGUUCAUAUUUUGAGGAAAAAGUAUUCUUCCCCUUCUUAGAAGAUCUCUCACUUGAUUCCUGUAAAUCCCCACAAAUAUUGUCUGUUCAAAACCGUGUUAUCCCA
Messenger RNA from Fulmarus glacialis (Northern fulmar), 1154 nucleotides. RefSeq names its product zinc finger protein ZFAT-like. NCBI's taxonomy places the organism in Eukaryota, Metazoa, Chordata, Aves, Procellariiformes, Procellariidae. Bases 60 to 839 code for a protein of 259 amino acids. Gene Ontology annotation, biological process: regulation of gene expression. The transcript has 6 exons. The record is from RefSeq and is a predicted model, not a curated record. Gene Ontology annotation, cellular component: nucleus.